GAAAUAUUUGUGACAAUACGUGGUGCGUUUGUGAGAAUGGAAAGUGUUGUAAAAAUACUAAGGUACAGUAAAAGCAAAAUAUCGUUGUUGUCUGUGCAGUGUAUAGCAUAGGAAUGGUAUCGCCAUCCAAAAUUCAACAUCAGGAGCAUAAGCAGUCACCAAGAGAAAACAAAUUAAUCAAACACUCACAUGUUCAUGCACAUAGGGAUCUAAAAUCGUUGGAAGGAAAAUCAUUUUACUUGGAUAUCAAGAAUCAUGCUACUACAGCUAAAAUAGAAGCAAAAAUUAAAGAUUUGGGAGGAGUAAUAGAAUUAUUUUUAGUACGGAGUGUAGAUCUGGUGAUUAGUGACAGAGUAGAUAAGACCGGUUACAUAAAUUUCGAAAAACAUAAAUGGGGUUGUACCAGUGGAGGCAGCGGGGGACCUCCCUCGCUGAGGAGUUUAGAAACUCCAACCCCAAUGCCAACUCCAUCAAUGUCAUUUUUUAGUCCUGAAUGCCCCUUGUCUAAUACAACUAAUCUACGGGGUCAAACUACCCAGAGAUCUAAAUCACGGGUGGAGGCAAUGUUGGAGCGUGCUCUGAUACAGCCACAACAGUGUUCCGUGGAUCCACUUUACAACGCCCAAAAUUGGGGAAUUCCUAUUUGGGCAAUUGACAAACUUCAAGCUUGGCUUGACAAAAUCUCUCCAUCUAUUAAAGAUACAAAUCAUUUGAAACAAUUAAGGCACACAAAUCAACAGAGUUCAACUAAAGAUACAAAAGUCAGGCACCUCAAAGGUCCUUAUCUGAAAUUUGAAUCCUUUCAGAGGAAUACCAGACCUGUAUUUGUUGAACUGCCUGUGUGGCCAACAUUGAAUUUUCACGGUGAUCCAGGUUCUUGUCCUUUUAAUACAAAGAGACGAGAAAAACUGGAAAAAUUGCGAAAAGAAGUAAAAGAAAAUAGAGAAGGUAUUCGGACUAUUAAUCAAGAGGAGGAAAAAGAAAUGACUCGGCGACCACGAACAACUGCCCGUACUCGAAGAACAGAACAAUUAGCUUCCGGAUAUUGUGAAAUCUGUCGCAUUAGAUAUCGAGAUCUGAGCAAACAUGUACAAAGUGAUCAACAUCUUAGCUUUGUUCGAAAUGAUGAUAACUUCUUGUCUUUGGAUAAAUUGAUUAAUGCAGGAACUAAUGUAGAAGCGUUUCUGAAAUUAAAUAGAGGAAAAAAUGUAGAAAAAGACUGCAAUUUGUUUUCCAAUGGAGAUCGUAAUCUUCAUGAUACAGUACUGCCAGAAGGAAAAGUUAACAGAAGUGCAAAAAGCUUAGGGGAUUUCGAUGUCGGUGAUAUAAAGAUGGUACAACGUAAUGGUGCACGUAGGAAUCUCAGUUUAAAAUUAAAUUCCCCUCAUAAUUUGCGUACUCGUGCAAAACAUGAAAGCGGUCAUUUAUUAAGAUCAAAAGGUAGUCCUUGGCACGAAGCCGAUAAAGCGGAGAAAUUUUAUGACGAGUUUGAAGGUUUCACUAUCAAGAAGCGAGCAAAAGGUACAAUUUGGAUUGAAGAAGAUGAGCCACGAGAUAAAUAUAUAGAAGAACAGGAGUUAAAAGAAUCCAAACAAAAUGAAUAUAAGAUUAAAACAUUUUCGACAAAAGUAGAACAAAAGUACUGCAAUGAGAAAAACUGUGACAUGUAUAAUAACCAUAAAGACUCUGAUAAUCAGGAUGUGCGAAGAACGAUAACGUGUAACAAUGAAGGGAACAGUAUUGGGAAUGAUACAGAAUUUGUUAAACGAGGACAAACUCCCACGAAGAGUAGAAAUCAUGAUCAAAUUAAUGGAAACAUAAAAAAUGGUUGUAACGAAAAUCUUUUAAGUACAAAUGAUAGUUGCGCUGAGUCUUGUAAAGUGGCUAGAAAUGAAACUCCAAAAGAACUGACUUGCAAAUUACAGUUAGAAAAUACUCCGUCAAAUACAAAGAAAGUUUCAGAAGAACGCAAUGAUAUCAAUAUAGGCACCACGACAUGUAAUGGUCGUGUUAUAAAGGAUGAACAAAAAAUUAGUAAAACCUCGAAUGAUACAGAAAAACAUGAAGUAGUGAAGGAAGAGAAAUCAAAAUGUUGCAAAUCAAGUAGAAGGGGCAAUAGGAGCGUCAGAGGACGACACAGGUUAUCUGUUGAAGAACGUUUAAUCGAAGAUAACCGUGCAUAUUAUAAAGUGGAAGUGUUAGGAAGUAAAUUAAGAUCAAGUGUAUUGUCAAAUAGCAAUUCACAAUGUAUAGUUCAAAGAGAUGGGAAUAGUGAAGAAAAAAAGGAAGUGCCAUCUAGUGAAAAACCAGUAGUUGUGCGAUUUAAACGCGUAAGAAAAUCAGAAUUGUCAUUAUUAAGUGAUGAAGCAGAGUCUUUUAUGUUUAGAGAACUUAAACGAGAAGAUUCAAGUGAGAUAAGUGAUGGCGAACAAAGUAGCGUAUUACCGAGGGAUACCGAAAGUGAGUGUAAUGAUACCGGUAAUUCUCUAUGUCCUAGCUCGUUCUUGAGUUCAAGCUCACCUGUAAAAUCAGAAACUGUCGAAGACGAUUCUCAAGAUUCCUUACAUUUAGGUCGAGCUAGGAAGAGAAGACGCACACAAGCAGAAGCACUCAUCAAAGACAAUGUCGAUUAUUAUAAAUUCGAAACUCCUGGGAGCAGAUUAAGGUAUCAAGCACCCCUAACUGGUAUUAAGGAAUCACCGGCAAAUGAAAAUCAGCGAAAUAUAGGAGGAGAAAUUGUCGAGAAAACUGUAAAAGUAGAAAAAAUAUAUCCGUCCAAACCAUCGCCAGAAGUUGAAAAAAUGCAAUUUUCUUUUGAAGCUGUACCAAAAUCCGAACCGUGGUAUCAAACCUAUCAGCGCCAGGACGAGGGAGCAGAAUUUUGGCAUUAUUUUAGCGAAGGAGACUCACAAAAGCCAUUUCUUUUACCAUAUGAAAUUGAAAAUUUUCACGAAAUUUUAAUGAAAAAUCAAAACAGAACUGAAAAUAAGAGAAAAGGUCGGGGACGGAGCAUGGGCUGUAUUGGACGAUCUCCUAGGAAAAGUCCUCGUUGUCAUGCUUCCACGUUAGCUAUUAUGUCAACAAUAAUUAGAAAAAGAGAACAACAGCAACAGACUUCAAACUUGUACACUAUAGAUGAAUGUCAAUCUAUCAGAUCACAAGAAAAUACUCCAAGACCAGAUCAAAAAUUUGAAUCAAAGUCGGAUGUAGACGAAGAAUUUAAAGAAAUGAUAAAAACUAUUGAUGACAUGUUUAAUAAUACAAACGAUGGUUUAGAGUUGGCUGAAUCGUUCGAACCAGAUACGACACCAAUGGAAUUGAACCUUUAUGAACCAAAUAUUCCUAGAGGACCACCUCCGAACUUGCUUGAAUUAUUAGACAGUUGUCAUGAAAUUGCAAACUGUUUAGAAAACUCAUCAUGCGCAAGUUCCGAGUGUGGUGAAGGUAGUAUCGAAUCACCUUUGAAGCGAAGAAAGAAGAGAAAAAACAGAACUGGGUGGCCUGGGAUUAAAAUGAAGAGAAGACUCCAAAAUAAAUCUCUAACAGAUAUAAAUUGUGACAGGGAAAACUUAGUGGAGAAGAAUAUUGAACAAAAUGAAAAAGAUUGCAAUAUGCAGGUCAUAAGCAUGUCCAAUAGAUUAACAGAAGAAGGUAAUAUGAAAAUGGGUACAUCUAUUACAAAUAUCACACAAGAUGAACAGUCGUUAAGCUUUGGCCAGCGGAAAGAUGAUCGACGUUUAUUCGAAAUGUAUACCUCGAAUAUUUCCUCUAACACGCGUCACGAGGAAAAUGAAAAAAAGGAUGUAAGUAUAGAGGUUCCCGAUAAUUCCAUAUUACAUACAACAAAUGCUCAAUCCUGCACAGGUUUGCUUACGUCUGAUAUAUGCAACGAGACUGACAGAAAUUUCGUGUUAAAUAAAGACUAUGGGUUUAGAAAAAAUUUAUCAGAGAUAGAAGAAAUAUCGGAAAAUGACCCCGGAAAUGAUGAAAAUCAUGAGAAUGUGUUUCGAAAAGAUGUUCAUUCCAUAUCGGAACGUCGCUUUAUUUCAAAUGUAACCAACAAGAAACGGCAACGUGACAACGUAUCCUCUGAAACUUGUGAAUCCCGAGUAGAACUUGAAAACCAUGAGAUUUUAUGUAGGAAGGAUGCCGAAACUAGAAUUGUUCCCAGGAAACAUCAUAACUCUAACGGAUUACCAAGAAAGAGGCAACAGGAAGCUCAUUCUGAAAAUUCUGAUUCCGAAAUUGAACAUCACCAUCACCAUCACCACCAUCAUCACCACCAUCAUAAUAACGUAUAUAAAAGAAAUAAAGUAACUCCGCGAAAACGAAUUUACUCAAAGAAGCGUACGAGAAAAAGUAAUAUAUCUUCUGACACAGUGUUCGAAGAUGAGAAUUGUAAAAAGGAUUCCUAUUUAAGUAUUACGUGUAAAAGGCAACAGAAUGCAAGAGGUAUAAAACAACGGGCCGAUACCAUAUCACCAGAAACACAGGAUUCUGAAGUCGAGUGUGCAUUAUCGGGACGCGUUAGUCCUGCGCUUAUAGCAACUUCAGAACUUGAACAAAGGCGUUCAAGUAUCGAAUUUCAACCAGUUGUUAGAAUGAUGAAGAUCGAUGACCAAGUUGAAAUGGAUCACAGUAUUCUUUCGGUAACCAUUGCAAGCAACAGACGGUUAAGAAGUUCCAGUUCGCCGAGAUCGGAUGUUCAGCCGCGGAAAAAACGUUUGAAGACCACCAGCCGUGGUCAGUUCAGAAGGUGGUUAAAAAGUAGCUGAAAUCCUCGAUAAGAUUUUCUUUAUAGCUUAAAUUUCAAAAUCGAGAUUCAUUUUUUUAUAUAAUCUCGCUGUUGAAAUUUAAUCUAUACAUUUUACCAACAUGUAAAUUAUGUAUAAAAUAUUUGUGUAUGUAGAAUAGUAUUUAACACUACUG
Molecule: messenger RNA, 4929 nt
Organism: Eufriesea mexicana
Lineage: Eukaryota; Metazoa; Arthropoda; Insecta; Hymenoptera; Apidae
Exons: 7
Coding region: 114-4775 (1553 amino acids)
Biological process (GO): positive regulation of nuclear cell cycle DNA replication; regulation of cell cycle phase transition
Cellular component (GO): Dbf4-dependent protein kinase complex
Molecular function (GO): zinc ion binding; protein serine/threonine kinase activator activity; nucleic acid binding
Source: RefSeq, a predicted model, not a curated record